Molecule: messenger RNA, 1083 nt
Organism: Ilex paraguariensis (yerba mate)
Lineage: Eukaryota; Viridiplantae; Streptophyta; Magnoliopsida; Aquifoliales; Aquifoliaceae
Source: the annotation of a GenBank genome assembly
CAAAGUAGCGCUGGAUAUUUUAAAAUUCUUUAUUGGUGAUUAAGUACUUUCGUGUCUCUCAUGGACAGGAUAGAACUGCAUGUCUGUUUCUUUUUUUUCCAUCCCUGCUGCUUGUAUUGAGGUCCUGGAUAUGGGAUGGAUGUUUUCCUGCAUUUCCAGUUCAGCUUUACCAGGCUUGGUUGCUAAUUCUUUACACAGGCUUGGCUUUGCGAGAGAACAUUUUGAGAGUGAAUGGAAGUGAUAUUCGUCCAUGGUGGAUAUACCAUCACUAUUUUGCUAUGGGUAUGGCACUCAUCAGUCUCACUUGGGAGAUCGAAAGGGAGCCUGGUUGUGCCCAGAAGCAGAGAGGGGUACAACUGUUCCUGCAAUGGGCGAUCAUGCAAGGAGUUGCAAUGCUUCUGCAAAAUAGAUAUCAACGGCAGAGGCUCUAUACACGUAUUGCAUUGGGAAAGGCUAGGAGAAUGGAUGUCGUAUGGGGAGAAACUGCUGGAGUAAAAGGCCAACUAUGGUUGUUGUGCCCCAUAUUGUUCAUCUUACAGGGUUUCGAAGCAUAUGUUGGAAUAUUGUUGCUUAAAACUGCAUUGGCUGGUGUUGCUUCGGCGUGGCAGGUAGUUACCUGUGGAAUCCUGCUGAUAAUUAUGGCAGUUGGGAACUUUAUAAACACAGUGCAGACGCUCGUGACAAAGUCUCAGGUCAAAGCAAAAAUGAAGAAAAGUAAAAGCAAACAAGAGCUACAUCAAGGACCCGUUAAAAAGAGUUUGUGAUUUUAAGACCAUGGCAAUGGUUGAAACAGGGGUUUGGGUAUCGGAUGAGGACUUGAUCUCACCUAUUUCUCAACCCAGUCUUGCUAGCAACGCUCUUUCUCCUCUAUAUGAGUAGUAGCCUUUCGAUGCCCUUUUUGUAAGUUACCCAGGGUUGCACAUCGGAGCUGUAUCAGUUUGGUUACACUUGUGCCAACAAUGAGAGAAUUAGACAUCUGGUUCUGAGUGCCACCUGAUUUUUGUUUCAUUUUAAUACUAUUUUUGUUUCUAAAAUGUGCAACACUCUUCUAAUUUACAGAAAUUCACUCAAAUUACACCUGAA